Messenger RNA from Ectocarpus sp. CCAP 1310/34, 4661 nucleotides. Lineage: Eukaryota; Phaeophyceae; Ectocarpales; Ectocarpaceae. The record is from the annotation of a GenBank genome assembly.
AUGGCGGCUCCCUUAUCGGGGGCAGCGUCCACAGAUCUUUCAAGAUCUGUGAAGCUGAAUCUCAACACCCGCCGCAGCACCAGCACCAGCACCAGCAGCACCUGCACCAGCACCAGCACCAGCACCAGCAACGGCGCUGCCCAACGAUGGUGGCGCAUGGCUCCUUGCUCGUUCUGUCGAAGCCAGAGAGUUGCAAGUUUCAACGGGGUGUUUUCAUGCUACAAGAUGAACGCGCACCAUCGCGAGGUUGAGCUGGUCGACGCCGGGGGUGCGCGAGAUGGCGUCGGGAUACUCUCUGCUCGUUCCGAGCUGCAGAAGAACCACGUCCUGCCCAAACAGACGGAACGGCUCGGAACCUUUGGAGACUUGGACCCGGACUCGACGCUCAACUCGGGCGAUGGAGUCACGUUCAUUGUCAGCUGUGACGAGUGUGCAGGGUUCUCCCUGGGUCUCUGCAUCGACAAAGGGCACUGCCAACAGGAAAGGUACGCCAACAGUCUACCUGAGAGGUCCGCGAGACGGGUGCGCCAGCGCCCCCCCCCCCCGCUCAGAAAAAAAACUACCAACACGAGCAAGGUCUCGCCUUCGACCAAGAAACCCACCGCGGGAGGAGGAGGAGGAGAAAAAGGAGGGGUUCACGAGACAGGCGAAGCGGGAAGAGUUGGAGAAGCCAGAGGGGACAAGGGUGGAGGGGAGGGGAGGGGAGAGAACACGACUAUCGACAGGGGAGGAGCGGCGGCCGCAGCAUCGUCAGGCGCAAGAGGAGGGGCCGCGAGCGCCGGUGGGGCAGAAACAUGCCCAGGAGGAGCAACACAACCAUCAGUGAAAAAAUAUCCGGGGGCGGAGGGUGGCGGGGGCUCCGCCAAUUCCAGACAAGCGACCGGGAAAAGACCAGUCAGUGGUAGAGGGAAGGGACAACCGACAGGGGGCGGUAAGGAGCCAACCGCGAGUGGGGUGGGAGUAUCAGCGGCGACAACCGAAGGAGGGGAGGGUGGGGGGGCGGAGAGGCACACCAGCACCGGGGGAGGGGGCGACGAGGUUAGAGGCGGGAUAGAACAGGGCAGAGGCGAAGGCGGGAAACAUCCCAAUGAAAGAGGAGAGUCCGUUCAGGGCGCGAAAAAACGCCCACGUUCCUCGUCAGGCGAGGGGGUGGUCGAAGGCAGCGCCCGUGGCGGGGGAGGGAUGCAGCUUUCAAUGCCAUCACCCAAAGCUGCCGCACCAUCUAGCGACAAGCGUAGGCGCCUGCUCAAGGAUACGUCGGGUGGGAGGCCGGGGAGCUCAAGAGAAGGCGUUGUUGCUAGUCCCGGGAGAUCUACCCCGAGGCGGUCGAAAGUCGAUGGGGUCGAUGCUAGUGCGCCCGUGGCGCCGGUGGUCGUGGAAAGGUUGCCAAAGUCAGUGAUUGUGUCCGACACGGACGAGGAGCGAAGCGCGAAAGCGGCGUGCGGCGAACGGAGAGGCGGCGGCAGCGAGCAACGGCAAGAUCACGUCGGCGAUGGUGGCACAACGACUCGGCCUCAGACAGCGCCUGCCUUCGGCGACGGCCGCGACUGGCCUCGGAAUACGGUAGUGCCAUUACCGCCGUUGCCGCCGUCACCGUCCAGCCCGGCAUCGGCGUCGGCGGUUCUUACCGCGAGCGCUCCGGGGAAGGAGCCCGCCGCGGUCGUCACUGGUGAGAGCGACGCGGCGAGACGCGCUAUUUCGCCGUCUUCGGCUUCCUCGUCUUCAUGCGAAUUAUUCUCCACUCCUUCGUUAAGCAUUGUAGACGCUGGCGCCUGGGUGGGCCCUAAGAGCAGCUGUGGUAAACGUCGCUCAGCUGAGCCCUCCGGCGGACGCGGAGACGCUGCGGACGCGGCGAACGGAGGCCCGGCGACGACGUCUACGCUGAGUAAGCGGCGACGUGGGCGCGAUAAGCUAGGCACGGCUUCCGGAGGAAUGACUGGCGUUUCUGGUGGUGAAGUCGUCGGCUGUGCCAGGUCUGGUGGGGGGCGGACGGCGGCCCCACAGCGCGCGGGGGCGGAAGCGGGGAGAGGGGAGGGAAAGAAGGACGCUGGGGCCCAGGCGAACGCGAACGGAGGACCGCCACGAACGCCUGGCCCUGCUGGCGCUGCUUCUUGCACCACUGGAUGCGCAAGUGCUGCUGUUGGCGCUGCCGCUGCUGCCGCUUCGCCCUCCUGCAAUUCUUCUUCUGCCCCCGCCGGUUCGGUUUCUACCCCUGCCCCAAGUCUCCCUGCCGCCGCCGCCGCCGGCAUCGGCAAGAGCGCGCGGCCCGGACCGGCGCCCACCACCACGACAAGCGCUGCUAGCCAGUGCCUCCGAAAAAAGAUCGAGCUGGCGAAAUUUGAGGCGAUUCAAAACCAAGCGUACAGACAGGCCCAGGAGUACUGUCGGAAGCAACUCGCCCCUCUUGAGGCCGAACGCAGGGCCGUGGAGGCCAAACUAGAGGCCAUGAAGCAGACGCUCCGGAAAACGAUGAGCGACGCCCACGACAAGCGGGUGAGUGAGAUCGAGGCGUUCAAGGCUAACCUCUACAGCGGUACCGAUGCAACGGCGGGCGGUAGCUGACGGCUCUUGACUGCUUCAGCUUGAACGAAAAGCGCACGAUGCGAUAUCGCCGUUAUGAAGUGCAUUCUUUGUCGAACGUGCAUGAUGUGUACCAUAGGUGAGAUGUGUAGAGUUGAACAGCAGCGUGAAGGGCGAACGUAUCCUGAAUGCCGAUGAAUGUAUCUCACGGACGGCUGGUAACAUCCUAUGGUUUACAGCCGUGGCUCGAGUUCGUUCGCGGGCUUGAGGUCGCACAGCGGCGAGAAACAUUGGUGUGGGUGGGCGUUGGGUGUUUUGAGGCAUAUAAUCUGUGUUUUUGUCGCGCUAUUGUUCGUGUUCGGUGGUGUUGGUGUUGGUGUUUUUGUUUCACGUGGUUCAGGGGGGAAAGGCGUUGCAAGUGUGUUUAGUGGCGCUUACGGGUCGGGCAGCAAGUGCGUUUGAUGACGUUUGCCGAUCGGGCAGCCGGGUCUCCCUUGUCUUCUUUCCUGUGAUAACUAGUGGGAGGUGCCGCCGAUCUCGUGGCAUUAGCCCGUGUGUGCCUGAAAUCUUGACACCGACAAGGGGUGGCAGGGUGAGGUCGUAAAUGAGCUCCCCCUCUUCACACUGGAGCAGCCAAUCCUAUCCAAGGGGCACACGCGAGUUUUUGCGCGUUUGUGCAUAAGGCAAAACUCGUUUUCACGUCAAGUAUGGCAUUCCGCAAGCCCGAAAGCCGGCCUUCGUUACCGCAGGGAUUUCCCCGUUUCUCGGAGCAACCUCGCGUUGACUCCUCCUAUGUUUUUGUUCCAAACGAACUUCACACUUGUGAUGAGAUGUGAUGUGAUCGCCCACCUCGAGAAUUAUGCAUGAACACGUUAUUUGUUUGAAAGUGGAGCUUAAGUUUUGUUCUAGAAGUGGGGGAUAAGACGACUUGUGCGCAGCGUUUUUGCUGGUGUGGAUCAGCUACCUAGGUAGGGGGAAGGCACUCAUCAUUCGGUUUGUUGUGAGCAAGACCUGCCCGAUCCUUUUCGUGGAGGUGGUUUGUCCCUGACGGCCUGCUGUACGCAACAUGAUAUGACGUUCCCCACCCCCAAUCUGACCCGGCGAGGAUCAUACCAAGCCAAACGAUAGGGUUUGCGUUUUUUAGGAAAGCAUCGGAAACCUCCUUGAUGUGGCGCAAUCGGGCUUGAAGCCUAGGCUCACAAGAGCAGCAUCUUUUUCGCACACUGUACGUGAGUAGCUGAGGGGGAUUAUGGUGCUGUAGUGGUUUUGCCGUUGAUGCGUCUUGUACAGUCGGCUUCUUUGAAAAUCCGGCGAAGCCGGCACGUUGCAGGUGCCGUGUGAGAGAUAUAACUAUUACAUGGUGGUGCUUGAAGUGGCGACGGUUGUUUGGAAAACAAUUGUGGAGGGUAUUGAGAGUACGUUCCAUGGCCUUGUUCGGUGUGACGUGCACUUCUGAACUCUUAAACGUCAUACGGUGGCGUUUCCGAGUAUUUCUGAGGCCGGGUGGGUUGGAGGGGGUAUCGCGAAGUGGGCUAGUGACGGACAAUUUAUAUUAUAUAUAUUUGCUCGGUUGGACCGAUUCCGUAUUAUUGUACUGCCGUCUGAAGAUGAUGCCUUGGCUGAAUUGCACACGAAAGGGAGUUGAUUUCACUGACAGCGGGAAGUGUUACAUUAUUUUUUUGCGGGGGAAAAACGAAGUGGAAACGAGCCCGCUGGGUGGGAUGAUUAUUAUUCGUACGUAAGGUAACGGAUCUCAUCCUGGCUCGUUCCAAUCCUACAGUAAGGUCGAUGAGAGAAGGUAACGGCUGAACGUGCCAUGUACAUUUUCUGGGUCGUCCUUUGAAUUCCUUCUCUAGUUCGGUUUUCGUGCCCUUUUUUUUUUGUUGGCCUGUGUGGUCACGUAGCCUCGGGAGGAGUCCGCGUCCGUCCCAGUUGGAUCGGAACGCUUUUGAUGUGAAGAUAACAACACACAAGCGGAUCGAAGUAAAGAAGUGUGCAGUAGAUCUCACGCUUCGGCACCGCAUCUACCUGUCGUCUGUGUAUGGCACCAAGGCUGAUGACACCAAAGAUCUACUGAACACUACCGCGUCUUGUCUCUGUUUUAAUAUUAUUUCACUUGUUGAUGCACCCCACUGUUGUAG